AAGGGGAGGCGGUGGCCGGCGCGGAGCGAGCCAGACGCGGUGGCGAGAGCGGCGGGGGCGGCCAGCUGGGCACCGGGCGGCACCGGGCGCACCGAGCGGGAGCGCCGCCAACGCGGUCACGUGCGCGGCCCCUCCUCUCGCGCCAGCCUCCCCCGUGCGCGCCGCGCUCUCCAUUCAUAAAUUCUCCGCCUGCUCCGAGGCCACCGGGCGCCCGAGCCAGCCGGGAACGCCGCGCAGCCGCCGCCCGCCCGCCGCCCUCCGCCCAUGGGCUGCGCGUCCCGGCGCUGAGCCUCAAGAUGCAGCCCACCGCCACCAUGGCCACCACUGCCACCGCCACGGUUGCCCUGACAACGUCGUGGGACAAUUCCACCAUCCAUCCCACGGCCGAGCCGGACCCCAUUCUGGACAACUACGUGCUGCUGAUCGUGGUGAUGUCCUUGUUCGUUGGAGGCACGCUGGUGGUGCUGUCUGGCGUCCUGCUGCUGUGCAGACGCUGCUGGGAGGUUCACCGGCGUUUCCAUAGGGCCACCGAGGACGCAGAGAAGACCACCACCACCUACCUGGACAACGGCACCCACCCCGCCCAAGACCCCGAGUUGCGGGGCGAGGACCCCGAGAGCCAGGAUGUGGAGACCGAGCGCUUCCUGUCCACCAGCGCCACCGGCCGCCGCGUCUCCUUCAAUGAAGCUGCGCUGUUUGAGCAGAGCCGCAAGGCUCAGGACAAGGGCCGCAGGUACACACUGACUGAGGGGGACUUUCACCACCUGAAGAACUCCCGCCUCACCCACCUGCACCUGCCGCCCCUCAAGAUUGUCACCAUCCACGAGUGUGACUCAGGGGAGGCCAGCUCAGCUGCCACACCCCACCCGGCCGCCACCCCGAAGGACAGCCUGGCCAUCUUCCAGCCCCUGGGGAAGGCCCUCACCGGCCGCUCUGUGGGCCCCAGCUCCGCCUUGCCAGGUGACCCCUACAAUUCGGCCGCUGGUGCUGCUGACUUCGAGGAGAUCAGCCCCUUGGCAUCCAGUGACUCUGGGGAAAGUGCUUCGGUGGAUGCAGCCGCCAGGAGCGCCAAACCCGGUGUGCCCGGGACCUCAGCAGCGCCUGGGGAGGCAGGAGCCGCGGGCUCAGGGUCGGGCACUGUCCUGCAGUUCCUCACCCGCCUGCGCCGCCACGCCAGCCUGGACGGGGCCAGCCCCUACUUCAAGGUCAAGAAAUGGAAGCUGGAGCCCAGCCAGCGGGCAUCCAGUCUGGACACAAGAGGUUCCCCCAAACGCCACCACUUUCAGCGGCAGCGGGCAGCCAGUGAGAGCAUGGAUCAAGACGAGGGAGACGCCCCCCAUUUGGAACUCAUCCAGUACAUCACCCGUGCAGGGGACUCCGUGGCCUUCCCACCCCCCCGCCCCUUUCUGGCCAGCCCCACCAGCCCGCCCCCUGCUCUCGGCAGGCUAGAGGCAGCCGAGGCAGCGGGAGGCGUGAGCCCCGAGUCCCCCCCGGAGGGCAGCGGCAUCGCGGGGCCCGAGCAGGGAGAACUGGAUGCUGAACAGGCUCAGGCCAGCUACCGCGACCUGUGGAGCCUGCGCGCUUCGCUCGAGCUGCACGCGGCCACCGCCUCAGACCACAGCAGCAGUGGCAACGACCACGACUCGGUGCGCAGCGGUGACAGCUCGGGCUCAGGGGGCGCGGCGCCCACCUUUCCACCGCCCUCGCCGCCGGCGCCCCCGCGCCCCAAGGACGGCGAGGCUCGCCGCCUGCUGCAGAUGGACAGCGGCUACGCCAGCAUCGAGGGCCGCGGCGCCGGGGAUGACCUCGUGGUCAUUGAGCCCCCGCCGCUAGCCGCGCCCGUGCCCCUGCCCCACAGUCCCCGCGCCUGGUCGCGGCGGCCGCGUCGUGACUACAGCAUAGACGAGAAGACCGACGCGCUCUUCCACGAGUUCCUGCGACACGACCCGCACUUCGACGACACGCCGGCAGCGGCACGCCACCGCGCACGCGCACACACGCACGUGCGCAAGCAGUGGCAGCAACGUGGGAGGCAGCACAGCGACCCCGGCGGCGCACGCGCGGUCCCCGCCACCGGGACUGCAGGCCCGCCCCCUGGCGCACCUCGGCCCGCGCGUGCGCCCUUGCGCCGCGGCGACAGCGUCGACUGCCCACCCGAUGGCCGUGCGCUAGCCGGCAUGGGGGACGACCCGGCCAUCCCUGUCAUCGAGGAGGAGCCUGGGGGCGGGGGCUGCCCUGGCUCGAGCCUCUGCGUAGAGCCCUCUGGGGAGCUGCUGGACAAGCUGGCGACGGGCCUCGAGGAGAGACUCUUUCCGCAGUGCCUGGCCGAGCCUGUCCCCGUGGCCACUGCGCUAGUAGCUGCCGCUGCUGCCCCUACAUCCCCCGACCACAGCCCGGUCUAAGUCUUUUGCCACGAGCCCACUUCUGGGUGGCCUCUCUGGCGCUGCGCGGGGUCUCAGCAGCGACGGCAGUGGGACAGACCUGGGGACGCGAUGCCCUGGCGUGUACGCGCCUAGACGGCAGUGGCUUGUCGCACGCAGUCUGGGUGUGUUGCCUGGCCCAGGUGCGCGCCUGUGCAGCUCUGCGCGCAUGCGCACAGUCCAGCAGCUGGCAGUCCUCGCCCCACGUGCACACGCCGCAGCCCUUGUCUGCCUCCCGCCCUCCAGGCGUGCACGCGCCUUGCACUUUCUGGGCGCGCUGGUGGUCAGACAUCAUGGUAUCCAGAGGUGCGAUGUUCCAUGACCCUGGCUCAAAUAGAGGAAGGGAUUUCCAUCUUCAGGCUCCAGGACAACGGCCAACGCCCGUGCCUAGACUCCCAUCACCUCCGCCGCAGCCAGUGGAAGCCUGAGGCCCCAGGGGCACGCGCGUGGCGGAGGAGCCCACUGUCUGCCAGGCGCGCGCGUGAUCCCCACCAGGCAGGAGCCGCAGGAUCACAGAGGCCUCCACACCAGGAACCGGGAGGUUGGCUGGGGGCCGCGGCUGCCAACCCCUCCGAGCCGUUUACCUCACCGCGGCAUGUGCUCACGGCAGCCCGCGCCCCCACUCCGAGCAAUAACCGCGCUCGCCGCCGCCACGACCACCAGCCCCGGACUCGGCUCUCCUGCCGCCGCCGUCCCCCCCACGCGCCGUCCUGUCCGUCCCAUCCCGUCCUGCAUGCGAUCGGCCACCCGCGCCUGCCCCGUUCAGAGGAGCUGCCAGGCGCUCAGUGUUGGGGAUAUGGACAGAACACAGCGCAGACGGCUGACUUCAAGUCUCCCGAGCUUUAUUUAUUGCCAAAAGAUGGGGCCAUCGGCCCCGCCCUCGCUGCUGCCCCACCAAUCCGUGUCACCCCACGAUGGCGUUCUCGUGUCGUUUCUGUUUCCUGGUUGAUUAUAAAUAUUUACUGCACA
This is a messenger RNA of Cavia porcellus (domestic guinea pig), 3389 nucleotides long. It is a transcript of the gene Cbarp, whose product is annotated as CACN subunit beta associated regulatory protein. The transcript is spliced from 10 exons. Gene Ontology annotation, molecular function: transmembrane transporter binding. Gene Ontology annotation, cellular component: secretory granule; plasma membrane. The record is from RefSeq and is a predicted model, not a curated record. The coding region runs from base 297 to 2402 and encodes 701 amino acids. Gene Ontology annotation, biological process: negative regulation of calcium ion-dependent exocytosis; negative regulation of voltage-gated calcium channel activity. NCBI's taxonomy places the organism in Eukaryota, Metazoa, Chordata, Mammalia, Rodentia, Caviidae.